This is a messenger RNA of Telopea speciosissima, 2010 nucleotides long. Its product is annotated as glucose-6-phosphate 1-dehydrogenase, chloroplastic-like. The transcript has 10 exons. NCBI's taxonomy places the organism in Eukaryota, Viridiplantae, Streptophyta, Magnoliopsida, Proteales, Proteaceae. Gene Ontology annotation, biological process: glucose metabolic process; pentose-phosphate shunt, oxidative branch. Bases 30 to 1805 code for a protein of 591 amino acids. Gene Ontology annotation, molecular function: glucose-6-phosphate dehydrogenase activity; NADP binding. The record is from RefSeq and is a predicted model, not a curated record. Gene Ontology annotation, cellular component: chloroplast stroma.
UUAAAGCAUCUGCUUUUGCACCUAAUUAUAUGGCUAAAUGUUACAGUCCUUCUUCUUCCUCAGCUACAUUCUUAUCGUCCUCCUCAUUAAAGCAUGAGGAACCUAUCUCCCGAAGGAUAGUAAUUCCAAAAAGGAGGAAUAUAACUCUCAUAUCUGGCAGCUAUCCCAGUUUCCGUUCGAGAAAGCAAUUUGAACUCAAAUCCUCUAAUGGGUACCCGUUAAACGCGAUCUCUUUGCCAGAUGGUUUGUCUGGGAAGUCAUCAACGGAAGGACCCGUUGAGAAUCGAGUGAAAGAUGAUUCAAUUUCCCUUUUGGAACCAGGAAAUGCGAAGUCCACAGUCAGCAUUACUGUUGUCGGAGCUUCAGGGGAUCUUGCUAAAAAGAAGAUCUUUCCUGCACUGUUUGCGCUAUUUUAUGAAGAUUGCCUACCUGAGCAUUUUACCAUUUUUGGUUAUGCCCGGAGUAAGAUGAGUGAUGAGGAGCUGAGGAACAUGAUCAGCAAAACUUUGACUUGCAGAAUUGACAACAGGGAAAAUUGCAGUGACAAGAUGGAUCAGUUCUUGCAGAGAUGCUUCUACCAUUCUGGCCAAUAUAACUCUAAGGUCAAUUUUUCAGAGUUAGACAAGAAACUAAAAGAGAAAGAGGUUGGAAGACUUCCCAAUAGGUUAUUUUACUUAUCAAUACCUCCAAACAUAUUUGUGGACGUGGUGCGAUGUGCUAGUCAACAUGCUUCUUCAGCAAAUGGGUGGACUAGAGUCAUCGUUGAAAAGCCAUUUGGUCGUGACUUGGAGUCAUCUGGAGAGCUGACCAGAUAUUUGAAGCAAUACCUCACUGAAGACCAGAUUUUCAGGAUUGACCAUUACUUGGGUAAAGAGCUCGUUGAGAACCUAUCAGUGCUCCGUUUCUCCAAUCUAGUUUUUGAGCCUUUAUGGUCAAGGAACUACAUCAGAAACGUGCAACUAAUAUUUUCUGAAGAUUUUGGAACGGAGGGUCGAGGCGGAUACUUUGAUAAUUAUGGGAUCAUACGGGAUAUAAUGCAGAAUCACCUCCUUCAAAUAUUGGCACUUUUUGCAAUGGAGACACCUGUCAGCUUAGAUGCAGAGGACAUUAGAAAUGAAAAGGUUAAGGUUUUACGGUCAAUGAGGCCACUGCAAAUCGAUGAUCUAAUCAUAGGCCAAUAUAAGGGGCACAUGGCAGGUGGAAAGUCUUAUCCUGGAUACACAGAUGAUCCUACUGUUCCAAAUGACAGCCUCACUCCAACAUUUGCUGCUGCUGCUCUAUUUAUUGAUAAUGCACGAUGGGAUGGGGUGCCUUUCUUGAUGAAAGCAGGAAAGGCCCUCUAUACUAAGGGAGCAGAGAUCAGAGUGCAGUUUAGGCACGUCCCAGGCAACUUGUAUAAGUGGAAUUUUGGGACGGAUUUAGAUAAAGCUACGAACGAGCUUGUUCUUCGUGUUCAACCUGAUGAAGCUAUAUAUCUGAGGAUCAACAACAAGGUCCCAGGGCUUGGCAUGAGAUUGGACCGCAGUGACCUUAAUCUUCUUUACAAAGCAAGGUAUCCAAAGGAAAUACCAGAUGCAUAUGAGAGGCUGCUAUUAGAUGCUAUAGAAGGGGAACGUCGGCUGUUCAUUAGAAGUGAUGAGCUUGAUGCUGCAUGGGCACUUUUCACCCCUUUGCUGAAGGAGCUAGAGGAGAGGAAGAUUGCACCAGAGCUCUACCCCUAUGGUAGUAGAGGACCAGUCGGAGCACAUUAUCUUGCUGCAAAAUAUAAUGUUCGAUGGGGAGAUCUUAGUGGUGAAGACUCAUGAUUUGUUGUUCUACUAUAGAUCAAUACAUGUGGGAUGGCCUCCUCUUUGAAAAACUUGAUGUUGUACAUUUUUUGUUUUGCUUUGCUUAUGAAUAUGUUGGGUGUGAAAGAUGGCCUCUGAUUGUAGAAAUACAGAACCUCCCUAGUCAUAGUUAUGUCUAAUUUUGUUUCCUUUCCUCAUAUGAUGCAUUAACAUUAACUAAUGG